This is a messenger RNA of Hylaeus anthracinus, 5720 nucleotides long. Its product is annotated as AF4/FMR2 family member lilli-like. The coding region runs from base 2410 to 3714 and encodes 434 amino acids. Gene Ontology annotation, cellular component: extracellular matrix. The transcript is spliced from 3 exons. The record is from RefSeq and is a predicted model, not a curated record. Lineage: Eukaryota; Metazoa; Arthropoda; Insecta; Hymenoptera; Colletidae.
UAUUAUGACGAUAUAGAAUGUUUAUGGUGUAUAAACAUUACUUACUUUAAUCUAUACUCCUGUUUAUAUGAUAAACUGCUAUAAAGCCUAAUAAGAUAUUUACAAAUCCUCGUAAACCUUUUCUAUACAAUAAUGAAAUAAGUUUUAUUAAAAACAAUUUCAUUUUACUGAGUAAUGAAUGAUUUUAAAUAAACUAGCAACGUUGUUCCAGAACUUUCCUUGUAUUAUUUUUAAAUAAUUUAAAAAUUUUAUCGUUUUUAGUAAUAAAAUAAUUGGACAAAGUAUAAUUUCCCUCUUUGCUUCAUACCACAUUAUACACUUACAAAUAUAAAACUGUAAUAUAAGUGUUUUUAUAUUAACUGUGUAUGGUCUAAAAUAAAGGUAAUAUUGACUUGUAUCAAUGAGUCCUAGACAAGAGUUAAUUUUCAAAAGAUAUAUUUGUAUUGAAGAAAAACUCUAAUUUAUACAUCAUUUUAUCAGGAAAAAUGAUUUCUAGUAAUACUGAAAAAAUUACGCAUAAAUUAGUCUUAUUAAACAGUUUCACGUAACUGUAAUUAAUUAAAUAUCAUUGUAUAGUUUGAUAGUCAUCAGGAAGUAAUCGUAUUACAAAACUUCAAAAAACCUAAUCCGUAAAUGGUUCCACAGAGAUAUGAUGAGUAUUAUUUAAAAAUGCUAUUAAUACUUUGCAUGCGUUGUGGAAAUUUAAAUUAAGCCAUGUUAUUGUAUGUAAUUUACAAGAUCUAUGUGGUUAAAAAAAAAAGAACGUUUUAUGGCUAAUACCGAAUAAGGGGAAAAAGUUAUUGAAUCAAGACAAUUCUAUUUUAUGCAACUAGUAACGCGUGCCAUGAAUUAUACGUUGUAUAUCAGCUGUUACACAGAAGACCGAAGACCAUAAUAUCAAAUUUGAAAGCGAAAUGCAAGCAUUCCUGAGCGCAUAGUCUCAGGCUGCUUGCGAUUAGUAUUCUCUACGCUUUGUGUCUCGCAUGACGGAAACGUUACACUUACAACUGGGCUUAAAACUACACCGAAUUACGUAACAGUGAAAGCAUACCGGUGGUCAACAGGAAGAAUUAUUGACCGAUUUUAUCUCCAUUUUCUUAACGUUACACGUUUCGUGAUGCUUAUCUUUUUUUUCAGUAACUCGAAGAUUGAAAAUAAAUUUUUAUAUGAACGAUUAUUCUGGACGCCUAGAAUUUUUAACUGAUUGUAUGAAAAAAAAAUGGCGAAGUGAUUCAGAAGAGAAUUUAAAGAUCGUAUUCGUAGAAAUUGGAGCGAGAAAUUAGGACAUUAGGAAUGAAAAGUUUUAAUGUGUUCAAUAUUGCGAUAUUUUUAUCAAAUGUUUAAUUUAUGUAAUAGAUUGUAAGAUUUUAAGAAGAUGGCCUCUGGCGCUCUAUGCGCAAUUUACAGAUCCAGAGAGGAUUUUCUUAGAGUAGAACUAUAUUUGCAUAUAUUUUCUUUAUCUGUAUACAUUACUUUCUUUAAACAGUUUUAAAUAAGUGCAUCAAUGCGUACAUUAUUUUAAUUUGAUUAAUAUGCGUAUCAAUAACAUGAAUAGUAAUGUGUGCAUAGUAUUGGGGUAGUAAUAAUAAACGGGUAGUCUUUCAGAUUUAUUUCUAAACGAAGUAAAUCACCUACAGUGAAAAGAUUUAUUGUAAUAUAUUUGAAAUAUAGUAGAACUAUAUUUGCAGAUCGACUGGGCGUUUAAUAAUGUGUUCUUUAUCUGUAUAUAUUACUUUCCUUAAACAGUUUUAAAUAUGUGCAUCAAUGCGUACAUUAUUUUUAUUUUAUUAAUAUGUAUAUCAAUAGCAUAAAUAGUCAACUCACAACUAACUGAAAAUAUAUACAGUGCAUUUCCAAGAAAAUGAAUACAAAUUGUAAUUUUAACACUGCUUGUGUGAAUCUUAAAGCCCUAGAAAAACAUUUUCUGACUCUGUACGUAACAUACAUAUACAAUUCUAUAAGUAAUGUGUGCAUAGUAUUAGGGUAGUAAUAAUAAACGGGUAGUCUUUCAGAUUUGUUGGACUGUAUUCGGGCAAUAUUUGAUUCCUGUCAGUUGGAAAUCUUUGCUUUUAACAGUUUCUACGUUUAGAAGUCGAUUAUUUUGUACAAAAAGUACCGUGUAAUUUGGGGGAUAGUACGCUUUGGAGACAUUGAAAGCUGUCCCCCUCGGUGCACACAUGUGGAGAGUCGAAAACGAGAGCGAAACUUUUGCUUCGACGACGGAGGCGUGUCACGUACAAAAGUUCUCGAGGCUGUUUGCGAUGCAUCGAGGGCUGCGAUGAGCAUCGAUUCACGUACGACAAACGACCACCCUGUGGUUCCUAUAAAUACCUUUGUCACUGGAACCCGAACAGUCAGUUCCCUUCUUCACUUUCGUUCGACCAUAACGUUACAUUGUACUCGAUCAACAUGGUUAUCAAGAAAGUAAUGAUCCUGAUGGCGAUUGGAGUUUUCGCGACGUGCAGAGGUGCCGCAGUUGCCGUGCCAGCUUUGCCAGUGGCCAAGUUCGCGCCGGUGGAUCCAGGCUUGAAUUAUGAUCCUCACCCGCAGUACACUUAUGCCUACGACGUACAAGACAGCCUAACCGGGGAUUCGAAAAGCCAACACGAGACAAGGAAUGGCGAUGUUGUCAGUGGCAGUUACAGUUUUAUCGAGGCUGAUGGUACACGGAGGAUCGUCGAGUACACGGCGGAUCCUCUGAAUGGAUUCAACGCCGUUGUGCACAGGGAACCGGUGGCGGUCAUAAAACCCGCUGUCAAGGUUGCUCCUGUCCUCGUCGUACUCUUAAGCUUGGCGGCUGUUACGAAGGGAGCCUUGGUGGCCACAUUGCCAGCAGUACCUGCUCCCGUCGUGGGAGCCGUGCCUGCGGCGAAACUCGAGGAAUUGGACGCGAUUCCCCAAUACAGUUUUGCGUACGACGUCCAGGAUGCUGUCACAGGGGACUCGAAGGCUCAGUACGAGACUAGGAACGGCGACAUAGUGCAGGGUAGCUACAGCUUGAUUGAAGCAGACGGUACCCGUCGCAUCGUGGAAUACACGGCAGACCCAAUAAACGGAUUCAACGCAGUAGUCAGUCGGGAACCAGCCACAGCUCUGGCUGCCAUUGCUGCCCCAUUGGCGUCCUACGCACCUGGCAUCGUUCCAGCAGCAGCAGGCGCACCUGUUUUCCCUGCACCACCUGCACCAGCGCCAGCGAUCCCCGCUGCUGGACCAGACUCUGACGUCGAGGUCGUUGAAGCUAGAUCCGGUCCCCUGGUCGCAGCUGCGCCGACAACGCGCGACCAACAGCUUCGACAGCAACAGGAACAACAGCUGCAACAACUGCGCGAACUCGAGAGGCAGCAACGGGAACAGCAGCAGCAGCAACUCAGGCAACAGCAGCAGCUUCAACAACAGUCCAGACUGCAGUUGCAGCAGCAGAUUCAAUCGAGACAACAGGAUAGGCUGGAUCAAGGAAGGAGACAACAAGAACAAGAGCAACCCCAGAGACUGCAGCAAGCUCGAUCACAGGAACAACAACAAGAUGCACCAGUGAAGGCUGUUGCUGCCCCGGUGCAGGUGCCCAUUGCUCAACGACUGGUUGGACUACCUCCAGCAAACGUCAUCACCAGCUACGCCAACUACCCCUUCGCCUACGCCUACACGUCUUCCUAUUCCUCGCCUUUGGCAUACGCAGCGCCCAUCUCUUACGCACCUACCGCUCCAAUUCUUUGAAAUGUUUUUUUUUAUUUUUAAUUUGAAUUGUUAUCGCACACGACCGCAAAAUUGAUAUCGAUGUUUGACUUACAAAGCUCGAAAUAAAUCUCGCUUUCAAUCACCUGCGGAGUAGCCGGUUUAUGUACUCGAGUUCCUGUGAUUUAUUUCUUAACGAUUCUCAGCUCUGUUAUCAGCGUACUUUAUCCGAGAAAUCUGUAAAGUUUGUAUUAUCUGUAAAGUAUAUAAUAUUUGACAAAUAAUCUCGCGAAUGUUUCCAGUGGCGAAUAAAAGACGAACAGAUUUUAAUUUUAAGUGGAGAAUUGUAUUUCGCGAUGGAGGAAUAAACAUUUGUUCCAAUGAAUGUUUAAUGGAACAGAGUUGCGAACAAAUUCCUGCACGUUCAUUUUAUUCGCCGUUUUUCGUUCGAGUAAAGUUUCAACUACCUCUGAUUCUUUCAAGAUUCGUGGGAGUAUUACAUCUCGCAAGGAAAUGAAAUAUUCAUGAGAAAGUAACGAGUUGAACUACUUUAUGUAUUUAAUGAGUGUACAAUGUAUAUACUCAAACACCAAACUAAAUUUAAGUUUACUGUUCGAUCGAUUACAGUGGAGUACAUUAAAGUUCAGAUAACUUGUUUUAUAUUUUCGAUCAUUACUUCGACUAACGAUAGAAGAAAGUACAAUCAGUGAAAGAUAAUAUAAAUAUCAAUUAAAGUUAUAAAUUAUAUAAAUAUCACGUUAAAUGUGAAAUUUCCUUAUAAUUUAAUAUUUUCGUUUGCAUCAACUUCUUUUUGUGAUCCGAAGUAACAAGCUACAUAAUUAAACAAGCUAUUUAAUUUUUUCAUACUACAUUUAUAAAAUACACGAAGUAAUAAAUGUGUAUCUACAUACACUCGUGAAUAUAAGUCUUCGAGUAAUUUUGCACUGCACCAUUUACUUUUGUAAAUUAUUCAAGAUUGCUUAAAACCGGUCUCCUCGUUUUCACAUUUCGCAUUUACAAUUCCAAGAACUCUAUUUUCACGUAACUUGGCCGAAAUAAAUUUUUGUUUGUACAAUUGCGCAAAAUUCAACGAAUGUACUAUUUUUGGACAUUUUUACUAGCGACGAUAACUGAUAAAUGUUUGGUUUCGUAUCUCGUUCGUUAUCCUCUUCGAGCAGCCGUUCCAGUUCUACCAAUUCCGAGAAAAAGUUCUUCGCUCGUGCUUUGCAUAUUGAUAAUUGGUGGUCUCAAUUUUCGAACAUUAUGCGGGCCACUGUCGUAUUGCGAAAUCCAUACAGCGAGUGACUUUAGUAGUUGACCACUUCGCAAUUUUUACUUUGACGCUUUGCAAUUUUGUUUGUGACGAACUAAUUAAAGGACAAUUUAUAUUAACACUUUAUCUACCGAGCUAUUUAGAAACAGUCUUUAAUUCAAAAAAGAAUUUUCUAUACUAGCAUAUGCCAAUACAAGCUGAUAAUAAUUUCUCAAUACUGUUACUAGAUACAUUGAAAGCCAAGUCUGUUUCCAAACAUUGAACAUUGUAAGUAGACAACCAUCAACACAGUAAAUAAAUUCGAAUAGCUAAAUACUGCAGUUAAAAAGCCUAUAAAUAGGCUCCCGGUAAAUAAAGUGUUAAGAUAUUGAGUUCAGUUAUUAAAAAAUAGUAAAUAGUAAAAGUGACUCCUUUUUUCACGAAUAUUUAUUGGAGAAGAUACAUUUAACGCGCAAUGGGACAUUAAUAUUAUAUACCUAUCUUUCGAUUUACAUUGAUUACUCAAAUUCCAUGUAGAAAUCAUAAUUUUUGUAAUAAAGAACCGACAAAUUGAAAAUUACUUGAGAAUUACAUUUACGUAUUCCAAGAACAGUAGAAAUGAAGUAGAAAUGGAAAAAGAAAAAAUACCAGUCUAUAAAAUAACAAAUACAUAAAGGUAAAUUUAAUCAUUUUAAUUUUCAUUUCUACUUUAACUAGUACAUUCCAAGCGUCAGAAUAUUAAAGUAAUCCCAAAAGUAGACAUUGGUCUGUGCGUGACUCAUUUUAUAACAAACUU